Messenger RNA from Spirodela intermedia, 6538 nucleotides. NCBI's taxonomy places the organism in Eukaryota, Viridiplantae, Streptophyta, Magnoliopsida, Alismatales, Araceae. The record is from the annotation of a GenBank genome assembly.
AUGGCGCCGGUGCCGGCGAGCGUCGCAAAGCAGGCGGAGUUGCUCCGGCUUGACGGGAACACCUUCUUCAAGAAGGAUCGCAUCGGGGCAGCCAUCGACGCUUACACGGAGGUAGUACUCGCGAGCCUGCGCCUCUAGGGGAAGGGAAGAAGAGGGGAAAAUAUUUCUUUGUCGUCGGCCCUUUUAAGAAGGAAAUUCGCUUACGGUUUUUAUCUUGAUCUAGUUUACCCGAUUGGAUGUGCUGUUAUGCAAGUCUAAUGGCAUAUCGGCCUCCUUUUUCUCUUUCUGUCCCUUGAUUCUGAUGCGCCUCCGAACCAAGCGGUCAAUAAUGCUUCUGUGUUCUACGAUUCGACAAAAUGUCAUUGCUCAUAUAUAUUCAGUUGUUACUUUCGAAAAAUUCCCGAGUCAUCGAUCUCUAUUUUGUUAGUAAACGUUUACGAUUACUUUUGAUAUUUGGUUCAUAGGCCAUUACUCUGUGCCCAGAUGUCGCGGUAUACUGGACCAAUAGGGCACUCUGUCACAGGAGGCGGAAGUACGUGCUAUUUUCUCUCUUUUGCUAUUUCGAAUUAUUGCUUCCUUGAUUUUUCAUACCGUCUCUUUUCUUGUCGCCUUAACUAGUGAUUGGACCAGAGUCGAAGAGGAUUGUAGGAAAGCUCUUGAACUUGAUAAUAGUUCGGUGAAGGUAAUAUCACCUCUUGUCAUUGCUUCUCUUGUUCUUGCUUCUUGUUUAACAUAUCGUCCUCACCUUCGUUGGUUGUCAUUUAUACAUUUGGUUGCUGCAUAUGUCUUCUCUUUAUGCUAACGGUUUACACGUAAAUGAUGCUAGCUUCUUUGGGUUAUAUCGAACAUAUUGUGAUUAGUUCUUUUCUUAUAGUUUUCCUCGUUGUUUUGUAUAUGGAUUCCUUUACUCAGACAGCAUUUAUCUUGAAUCUAGUGCUGGAAAUUUUCCCUACCCUGUGUGUCCUCUGGGGCUGGAGAGCUUGAUCUUGUUCAAGGACCUUUGCCUAUCAAACACUCCGACUGUUCAUGUGUACUCUGUAUCUUGGUGGUGUGAUUGGUCGCAAAAACAUUAAAUCCUUUACAUUUCCUAAAUUUUAAUCGGUACAUAAUUUGUUGAAGACGAGGAAUUUCGAUCAAAAAUUACUGAGUUAUAGGCCGGCUCUUAGGAUGGAUAGAAGGAAGUCAUCCUUAUAUAUGUCUUCGAUUUUCUGAUUAGAAACACUCAUUUGGGUUGACUUUUUCUGGAGUUUAAUAAAUCUUCAUGAUUAUGUUGAGUGAAAUCAGGUGAUGUAGUUCUAUGAAUUAUAGGGAUGCCUUCUUUUAGGUAUGAAAUCAUAGCUAUGACCGCUUUGAUUCUGCUUUACUGUAGCAUUAUUAAUCAAAAUGCAGAUGAAGAUUCCACUUGGAGGAUACCUGGAGGACGUAGUUGGGUGUGAUAUUGUGUAAGCAGUGUAAUAUCACAGUCAAUGUGUGGAAACAUUUCUGAUGAUGAUCAGCGAAAAUGAUUAACAGCUGAAGAAGAGGUGGCUUGUACCAUAAAUCUGGGUGACAUUUGGUACUGUAGGAGGGGUCAAUGGUUCGGAAGUUCGAAGCUUUACCCCAGAGAUUGGAGUGUAAACCUGUGAGUGAGUCAAACCCAGAAGGAUUAAACGAAAAACUCUUACGUACUGAGUUAACCAUCCGUUAAAGUAAGGAGCAUCUUGUUGGUGAAAAAAUGUUUAUUUGUCCAAGUCCCCUUUUUGAACUUACGCAGAAAUCCAACUUAACGAUCAAUACAAGAAUGGAGUAAAAUGGGUUCAGAGCAAAUAUCGUAUUUGUACUGUUCUAAGAAUUUUCCUUCACUAUAAUGUGUAGCGCCAUCUUCCUUGUGGACCACGAAUGAAGGGCUUGCGAAUGGUGGACUGAGGCAUCAAGAAAGAGAAAAGGAAUUACUUAAAUAUCAGGUUAAAAUUCUUGGGAAAAGUGUCUACAAUGAGAUCCAGGCCUAGCUGAUUUGAAAUCCUAAAGAAAUAGAUUUGGACCUCUUAAGGGAAGUUGACUUUUAAAGGAAGGGUUGACCAACUAAAAAACAUAAUUCCAGAUACAGUAGCAAAUUAAUCCUUGAAAUAAAAAGGAAACCUCGGAAAGAAAUAAGAUGGAUCAACAUUUCAAAGCUUCAAGUGACGCCCUUGAUUGCUCCAGGUGUUAGGUAAAAAAUGUGCAGCAAACUCCAUUUACAACUAUUCAGUUAUUUUAUUUUUCCCACAUUGUGCAGAAGAAUCCUAAACAUGAGUCUAAUGCUUCUAGCAACCAAUAUGCCAUUUGGGUCCAGAGAUGUCUCCUACUGCUGGCCUGCAUUUUCCAUAGUUAUUUCAUCAAAUUUGAUAUUCAUGCCAGUGGAAGAUUUCGAUGGUAAAUGCAAAGGGCCUUUUUCAAGAUGGAUGUACUAAUGAUUGAAAUUUCCUGAGAAUUCUAGCCUCAUCUCUCUUUUUAAAAUCCCAACCGUCACGAAAAGUGAUGUUAUUACUCUGCAUGCCAUGAUCUUUCAGUUGUCAGAUUAAUGUUUUUUUCUGCAGUAUGCCUAGAUGAUUUCUUCACUGCCUCUCAACUGUCCAGAUAGUAUAUGCGAGCCUUUAAGGGUAAUGAAUAUACCAACGGAAACAUCAUCUUUGUUCAUGGCAGGCCCACUACAUGUUAGGACUCUCAUUACUGGAAAGGAGAGACUAUACCAACGGAAUCAAGGAACUGGAGAAGGUUAGGACCUGUUUCUAGCUCAUUUCCUUUUUAGCAAUGCUGGAUGUCUAAGUUCAUACCUACUCAUAUCAACCUCUUAUACUCCAUUGCUCUAUGACUUUCCCUGACUGUACGUGUGCAAGAUUUCCCUCCUAAUGGUUGUAACAUUUUUUAUCAUUUCUUUCUUGAACUAAGUUACAAAUCAGUGGAUAGAAUUUCUCGGUUGGAGUUUUGGCUGGCAAUAGGAUAUCCGCAAUCAGUGGCAGUGUAUUCAAUGAAACCUGUGAGUAUUGUUCGUGGACAUCGAAUUAAGUUUCACAAAAGCCUUUUUAAUUAGUUAUUACCCGAGAAAAGGAUGCUGAUGAUUAAAAAAUUCAGAAACCUCCCCCUGUAUGAGGACAAAGAUUACUUUUCUUUCAAGGCCGAUAGUCUGUUUACCGGUCUGUAGAAUCAGUUUGGUAUCAUUUUCUGUAUUCCUAUGGUUAGUGGUCGUUAUAAUUUGUUUUUCGUUGACUCAAUUUAGUAUUCGUAAUCAACUUUUUGCUAACAAAAAACUGUUCAGAGUAUGAUUGAUCAUUGCAUCGGGGUAAUUGACUUCUUUUAGUGAUGAAAAGAAAAGAUCCUUGAGCUGGCAGUUGUACCGCUACAGCUUUGAUCAUAAUUCCUUAAAUAGUAUUGAUAGGAUUUUUUUAGAUAAGAUGUUGGGGGACACUUUUUUUUUCAAAUGCCAAGUUGAUAUUCAGCAGAUGUUGUCUGCAAAUUAGCAUAUGAAAACUACCGGGCUAAACUUACUGAUGACUUCUGUUUGGAGGUGGAUGACUAUUGAAGGUAAAAUUGAGGUCCAUAAGUGGUCACAAUUGUUGUCAAAACUCUAGAGAUUCACAGAUGAUUCUGUCUUUCCCUGGUAAAUUAGAAAGGAAUUGGUGAUUAUCAACCUGAUUUUUGUCAUCUUAAGUUGCUUCUUGAUUUUUUUAUGUUAGAAUUACAAACAAGAGGGAUCACAUCAUAAUGCUGACAUAGAGUUCACUGAAUCGUUAUUUAAUGACCCUCGUUCAGUCUCAGAAUCAUUCGCAGUUCACCAUUCAAAAGACCCAGUUGCCUUCUAAAGAGGAUCAGUGAAUGGAAGAUUAUAAGGCAGAAAGUAGAUACAUCUCGCAAAAAUGGCUGCAGCUCAAAGAAGUUGGAAUUGUUAUAGAAUGCCAAGGAUUCAGUUUAAGCUUUACCUUUGCAGGAACUGUGAAAUUUCUUUGAAGGGAAAGUGGGCAGGAGGCAAUGAGAUGAGAUACAGGGGAGACGACCGAAAGAACUCUCAUUUGUUGGGGAUUUUGGAUGUGCUAGUUCCUGUAAUCACGACUAUCUUAAGUAUGCAUACUGUUUCACCAACUGUAAAACUUAAAGUGCUGUCUAAAGUAUUUCCACCCAGUUGUACAAUUUUGAACUGAAUGACAUAUAUGUAUAUAGAUAUAUCGAAUUUUGCUACAUUAUGUAGUUCGAUGGCUGAUUUUUGACGUAUUUGGAAGUGUGGUUUAUUGACCUGGGCCAACCAGUGUCGUCUUGAGUUCAUUCAUGCCUACUUGUACACGCUAACUGAAAUUUUCGAUUCUUUGAUGGUUCUCGUGAUUAUUUGGUCGACAGAAAGAUGAAGGGUUUGAUUGACUCAGACCACUUCAGUCCGAACUUAAGACAGUCAAUGUGAUAGUCCAAAGGAUAGCUUCAGUCUAGUUGAUUCUCUAUGGCCUAAAUUUCUCACACUGUCAAUCUAGAUGAGGUUAACUUAACAAUAUUUGAGCUUUCAAAAUAGACUUGAUUAUGAACAAGAAGAAUUUAGGGACUGAGGAAUGAUACAAAGGUUAUAAGGAAGACGAUAUUUAAGUUAUCCAUGCAGAAGCGGCGUUUGUUGAAAGAAUAUGAUGCAGCGGUUCUACCUAACAGCACCGGUUGAAGAGAACAAGAAAGAGAUUGCUACAACAUAAACGCAAAGCCCGGCUCUACCAAGACGACGUUAUUUUGUUCUAUUGCCAUGAGUUAUAUAAGUGGGGACUGUAAAUGCAAAGCCAGGGCCACAGUGAGCGGCAGGGAGUACAAACUUUGCUUGAUUUGUGGGCAGGGCAUGGGGUUCUUCUCCCACGGGUUUCCCCCAAGUUUGAGGUCUUACGUGUAAAUCUUCUUGCGUUAGUUCUUGAUUUUAUUUUACUGUUUGUUAUUGAUUGCAAUUGUUCUUAUCCCGGUCAAGAGAUAAGGGUUCCGUCAAUUUUUAUUUCUGCCAGUUAUAGAAUCAAGAGGGGCUUUGCAGCAGAAUAACCGAGAAGAAAAGCUUAUGGAUCGUUCAGCCCGGUGAUACUUCAUGCAUGCAUUAUACGGGGGUGCUCACAGGGCAUAGGUGGAGGGGUUUUAGAGGCUUGGUACUGUUCGGAGGGUUCCCAUUUGACAUGGGAUCGUUAGCAGGAGGUAUACCUCAUAUCUCCUUGGAUCUCUUCUUUAAUCUCAGAAAGGAAUAGAAGAGGUGCAACAGCCAUUGAUCGUGAAAGCUAUUGGAAGGAUCGACAGAAAGAGUGGUGAAACUUGCCCCACAGGGAGCACUAAGAAAAUGAAGAAAAAAAAAGAAGCAAUUUUUUGAACGUGGUAGAAAUCAUCAAUGGAAUAAAAAAGGGUGCAGGGAAUAUGGUCAAAAGUCGUCUGGUCUAACAAGCUGGUAGAGUUUGACUUUAUUCUCGCCUGGUUUAGUUAUGGUUCAAUGUUGUCUCUACGUGCCCUUCAAAGAGCAUUACAUGUGGUGGCAGAUGUUCUCCGGUGAACAGUGAAGCUCUGAACUGGGGUCCAUUCCGGAUCCCACCUUUGCAUCAGGUCAACGGAAUCUCGAUCUUUUUUAAUGUCGUAUUCCCUUUUGGUUGGAGAUGGGAUAUCACCUUGGUCUGCUUUUUACCAAUUUAUUUUUGAAUAUGCAGCCUUUUUUCCCACAUUACCAUGCUCUAAUGGCAGCUGGAAAUUUCUUCCAUAGGCAUUGGAUCUUGGAAGGGGGGCAAACCCUGUGAGUUACAUGGUGGAGGAGAUUUGGCAGGUUCUUGCCAAGGCCAAGUACACGGAAUGGGAAAACCUAUCCAGUGAACGAAGUUGGAGACUUCAGAGCCUCAAGUAUGUUUGUGUGUAGAGUUUUCUUCCCCUUUUUUUUAAUAAAGAAAUUGCAUGUUUUUUGGGUAAUCGAGCUGAGCAACAAGGUGGCUGCUCAAACGCCUCAACCGGGUUCUCUGUCGCCUCACGUUUCUCUUGGAAAUUAUGUAUCAGGGAAGAAUGUGAGAAGGCUCUGACAGAACGUUAUUUGCUCGAUAUUGGAGUUAAUGGUGAGGGAAAAGAGGAGGCAGCUUCCCACUCAGAGCAGCUGCAAUACCUGGCAGAGGUGUUUGAGUGUGCUUCGUCUUCUGAUAAUCGAAGAGAGGUGAGACCAAGUUUUCUUCCCGGAAGCUUCUACCUUCCAGCCAAUGCUGAUCUCUGCAGCUGCUGGUAUUCCAGGUGCCCGACUACCUAUGCUGUAAGAUUACCCUGGACAUAUUUCGCGAUCCUGUUAUCACUCCUUGCGGUAUCACAUACGAGAGGGGGGUGCUUUUAGAUCAUCUCCAGAAGGUAUGGCGUCUUUGUCUCCCCACCACCACCACCUCUUUCUCUCUCUCUCUCUCUGUCUGUCUGAAUGGGUGUGAACGAACAGGUGGGGAGAUUUGAUCCCAUCACGAGGGUACACCUCGAGCCUCAGCAGCUGGUGCCAAAUCUGGCAAUUAAGGAAGCCGUUCAGUCGUUCCUCAAGGAGCACGGAUGGGCUUACAGAUUUGGUUGA